AGUUAUCGCUUCGCGAUUAAGCAUUCGUAACUGUCGUCGACGAGUGUUUGCAUUCCAAAUAUUUCAGUCUCAAGCCAAAGUCGCUUCAACGUGGAUUGUUUUAUUAAAUUUCUGUCUAGUUUAGUCGACGCGUAAAUAAAUAAAUAUACGUACAUACACAUUUCGUAGAUCAAUAAGUCAAAAUGGUCAUUAAUUUUGCCGCUGGUCCAGCUAAAUUACCGGAAGAGGUGUUGAAAGAAGCGCAAGCUAAUUUAAUAAACUGCAAUGGAACUGGUAUCUCGGUAAUGGAAAUGUCUCAUCGUUCAGCAAAUUAUGCUGCGAUUCAUGAAAAAGCUUUAAAUGAUCUGCGAGAACUACUUAACAUUCCAUCAAAUUAUAAAAUUCUUUUUAUGCAAGGCGGCGGCACAGGACAAUUCGCGGCCGUGUGUUACAAUCUCAUGGGACGCACAAGCGUAGCUGAUUAUGUUGUGACUGGGUCUUGGUCCGCCAAAGCUGCAAAGGAAGCUGAACAAUAUGGCAAGGUCAAUUUGGUAGUACCGAAGGUGAAGAAAUACACCACUGUGCCCACACAGGAUACUUGGAAACUUGACCCGAAUGCCUCAUAUCUUUACUACUGCGACAAUGAGACGGUUGAUGGAGUGGAGUUCGACUUUGUGCCAGUGCUAACAAAUGAUGUGCCAAUAGUUUGCGAUAUGUCAUCGAAUUUUCUUUCACGUCCUGUUGAUGUGACAAAAUUUGGUGUCAUCUUUGCCGGUGCACAAAAGAAUAUUGGACCAGCUGGUGUAACAGUAGUUAUUAUCAGAGAAGAUCUCAUUGGGCACCACAUGAAGGAAACACCGUCCAUUUUACACUUUGCACAAAUGGCUAAAAAUGAUUCACUUCUCAAUACACCACCAACUUUUUGUAUUUACAUGAUGGGAUUGGUAUUCAAGUGGAUUAAGCGUAAUGGUGGAGUUGCGGGUAUGGCCAAAAUGGCCGCUAUAAAGUCAAAGACCAUCUACGAUGCAAUCGAGAACUCAAAUGGCUUCUAUAGUUGUCCAGUAGAGAAACGCGUGCGCUCACGUAUGAAUGUACCAUUCCGCAUUGGAGGUGUCGAGGGUGUGGAUGUGUUGGAAAAAGCAUUUCUAUCACAGGCGGAAAGUCAAGGGAUGAUUCAAUUGAAGGGCCACCGUUCAGUAGGUGGUAUAAGGGCAUCACUGUAUAAUGCUAUUACUGUGGCCGAAGCCGAGCAGUUGUCUGAUGUUAUGACAGACUUCUACCUAAGUAAUAAGAAUACAAAUUAAGAAAAGACUGAACUGAAGAACGAAUAAAUUUUAUAAAGAAAAAUGUAUAAAUAGCAAUAAUAUUGAAUAUGGGCUGGAUUAGUAAACCAUUUUAUGAACACUUUUUGUUAA
Anastrepha obliqua is the source of this 1394-nucleotide messenger RNA. Its product is annotated as probable phosphoserine aminotransferase. The record is from RefSeq and is a predicted model, not a curated record. Gene Ontology annotation, cellular component: cytoplasm. NCBI's taxonomy places the organism in Eukaryota, Metazoa, Arthropoda, Insecta, Diptera, Tephritidae. The coding region runs from base 183 to 1283 and encodes 366 amino acids. Gene Ontology annotation, biological process: L-serine biosynthetic process. Gene Ontology annotation, molecular function: O-phospho-L-serine:2-oxoglutarate transaminase activity; pyridoxal phosphate binding. The transcript has 3 exons.